This is a messenger RNA of Hydra vulgaris (swiftwater hydra), 1079 nucleotides long. Its product is annotated as ARL14 effector protein. NCBI's taxonomy places the organism in Eukaryota, Metazoa, Cnidaria, Hydrozoa, Anthoathecata, Hydridae. The record is from RefSeq and is a predicted model, not a curated record.
AAGAACAACAUUUAUUAAAAAUUAUAUUUAUUAAAAAACUUUUUUUACAUACAAUUAAGUAGAAGAAUUUUAUUUUUAUUUUUAGGAAAUACUUUCAUACUAAAUAAUUUAUCUUAUUAAGAUGUGUUCUAUUGGGUUAAUGACAUCAGAUGCUUGCGAAGGCCAACAAGAUGUUAUUGAAACUUUAAGCAAUGAAGAAAAAAUAAUUAUAUCUUUACGCUGUAAUAUUGAAUUAUCAAACUUAGAAAUUUUAUGUGAAAGACAUAAUACAAAAUAUUUGAAAAUGUAUCCUAUAUGGCAGAAAGCUUGUUGUGAUCCAUUCAAUAGACAUACAAAGAAAAUCACAAAAAAUCUUGGCGUAGUUACAAUAAAAGAGUCACAAGUCAUGAUGAGAAAUUGUUUGAAUAUUCCUCCUGGGAAGAAACUUUGCAAACCUUGUAAACAAAAGAUUGCCAGAAAAAAAGAACUUACAGAAGAGGAGCAAAGUAAGAGUGAACAAGAUGAGGAUUUUCUAAUAUCACCAUGCAAAAAAAUAAGACAGGAGAUCAAUAAAGAACUCAAAAAUUUUAGUUUAUCUCCUCUAAAAUCUCAUUCAAAAUCAUUAAAACAUAUACUGUCAGAAGGAAAGCAAAAAGUUGCAUGCAUCAACGAAAUGGCGUAUAACGCUACUAGAAAAAUUGAAACUCAAUUUUCCUCAAAACUAUGUUAUGAAACCAAUGGGAUGAAAAAGAAGGCUGCAAACUUUGAUGAAAUUAUGAGCUUGGUAAAAGAAAAAAUUCUAUGUUCUGACAAACGAACUAUUGUUUGCAAAUUUAUAAGCCAAAGUUUUUGAGUUUAUUACAGUAAUUUAUGCUUAAACAAAUUAUUAGAUUACUAUCACACUUGUCAUAACCAAAAAAUGAGCAUAAAUGUAGCAUAUUUGUUACAAUAUUACUUAAGGGGUGCAACUUUAUUCUGUUAGAUCAUUAAUAAAAGCAUCUAAUUGAAUAUUACUUUGUGUGUACAACUUUUUACUUAUAUAUUCAGGUUUAUUAUAUCCAGAUCAUUUGAUUGGUAAUUUUUUAUUAUUUGAUCAAGGU